AUGCCCCAUCUGAAGGUCCGCGAUGUCGAUCGCAAGCCAUACAGACAGAUGCUCCCGCGUGUGCUGUUCAAUCAGUGUUUCAUUCUGCUGCCAAGCAUGAUGCUCGUCCAAGCAAUGGGCUACUGUUUUGUGGGACCAACGCACCUGCACCCCCUACGCUUCCUCCUGUCACUUCUGGCUAUGGCCGUCGGUCAUGACGUGGUGCAAUACGUCACGCAUCGGUAUCUGCUCCAUAAUCCGAACCUGCGACUUAUGCGCCUGCUGCAGCACUCGUUGCAUCAUUCGACAGGAGCCAGUCGGGGAAUCAGCGCAUGUUACAUGUCCGCUCCAGACUUCUUCCUCGAGAUCGUUCUGCCGUAUCUCGUCCCUCUUGCGCUGGUGGGAGGCGGCGGCGCAGAUCUCCUCUUCCAUUCGCUUGUUGCCGGGUCUGGGGCUCUAGGGGGCGUUUAUGAGCACUCGGGGUACGAUUUCUCCGCACUUUUCUCACCAGAGAACUGUAUGGGAGGGAAAGGACCGUGGCCGAGCUGGACUGCAAAGGUUGCCGCCUUGAUCCGGGGCUUUGUCGCUAACCGCGCUCAUGGAGAGCAUCAUUCUCGUGCGAAUGUCUCAUUCUCCGAUGGGUUUGGCAGCCCGGGAAUUUGCGACACCUAUUUUGGCACGCGCUGGGAUCUGGUGGCUGCGCGUCGGGCGGCAGCAGAGAAGGAGUGGCAGGCUCAACGGAGUAGCCAUAUGAACGCAAAAUGA
Aspergillus fumigatus Af293 is the source of this 744-nucleotide messenger RNA. Its product is annotated as sterol desaturase family protein. Gene Ontology annotation, molecular function: iron ion binding; C-4 methylsterol oxidase activity. NCBI's taxonomy places the organism in Eukaryota, Fungi, Ascomycota, Eurotiomycetes, Eurotiales, Aspergillaceae. The transcript has a single exon. The record is from RefSeq and is a predicted model, not a curated record. Gene Ontology annotation, biological process: ergosterol biosynthetic process. Bases 1 to 744 code for a protein of 247 amino acids.